GAGCACCUUGCCCUGAUCGUCACACGGGAAACGGCUCCUCCCCGCUUCCCUCCUGUCUGCCACGCAAAGCUGAGGCAGUGGCGUGGCCACGGCGCUCCUCCUGUACACAGCCUCGGAGACGGAGCCGAGUCGUCUGCUUUGAAUAAACAAGCGCUCCGUUCUGGCAGCUGGUAGUCUGCUCGCUUCCGAACCGACUCAGUGAUGACAGUGGCCGUGGGAAGGGACGGACGCGUUUGUUGUGCGGGGACCGGCGGGACGCAGGAGCGCGCUCCGGUGUUCAGCAUCAUCUACAUCCUCCGCUCCUGAGACCCGAGAGGCGCUCAGACCAGCACCAAACCCGCCGGAAGAGAUGUACUGCGGACUGCCAAUGAUUUUUCCUCCUCCAAUUCAGAUUCAAAAGCAGGGAAAGUCUGCAUUUCUGACUUCUUCUGUUCUCACUGAGCGCCGACAUCUCGUCUGCAGCUAAACCGCUGUCUUAGUUCUCCUUUAUCACGCCAGUGUUCACUCAUCCAUUCAUCCCCAUGGCUUCCUUUCUGGUAUCAUUGCUUCUGCUGGUUCUCCAGACAUAUGCUGCCCCAUCUGAGCUCAUUAAGGCAGGCUUUGGUUCAGCCCUGGACAGCAAAGACCCUGAUCCAGUACCACUAGUCAAUGUCUCUGAGGAUUCCACUUCAUCCCCACCACCAGGAACAAGCAAGCGGACCCCACACAGCAUCAUUAUUGGCGUGCGAAAAGGGGGCACCAGAGCGCUGUUGGAGAUGCUUGACAUUCACCCUGAGGUUGCUGUGGCUGCCACUGAGGUUCACUUCUUUGACUGGGAUGAAAACUAUGCUAAGGGUCUGGAGUGGUACCGUGACCUCAUGCCGUACUCUUACCCUCAUCAGAUCACGAUAGAGAAAACUCCGGGUUACUUUACGUCACCUCUCGCACCAGAACGCAUCUGCGCCAUGAACUCGUCUAUAAAGCUGCUGCUGAUCUUGAGAGACCCGACCGAGCGGGUGAUCUCUGACUACACCCAGGUGUACUUCAACCGACUGGAGAACCACAAGCCGGUGCAAGCCAUUGAGAACCUCCUGGUACGUAACGGAGCCCUGAACAUCCACUACAAGGCGAUCCAGAGGAGUCUGUACGACGUUCAUAUGCGCAACUGGCUGAAGCACUUCCCCCUGGAACAGAUACACAUCGUAAACGGGGACGCUUUGAUCCACGACCCCCUGCCAGAGCUUCAGAAGGUGGAGCGAUUCCUGAACCUGCCUCCGAGGAUAGUGUCCUCCAACUUCUACUUCAACCAGACCAAAGGGUUUUACUGCAUCCGGAGUGACGGACGGGAGCGGUGUCUGCACGAGUCUAAGGGACGUCCUCACCCGUCCGUCAACAGCACCGUUCUGCAGCAGCUUCGCUCCUACCUACGGGAACACAACCGGAACUUCUUCAGGAUGGUGAAGCGCACCUUCAGCUGGCAAUAAGAAACCUACGUCACAAACUGGACUCUAUCGAGCCGAGACUAAAUGAGGAAAAGAAACAGCACUUUACACAUACAUGAAGGAAGUCCUUUGAGGAACCUCUUAUUGAUUACUUUUGUGAUCUGGUUUCAGCAAAACUGUUCUAUAUUUACACAUUGAAGACAAAAAAAACUGUAAUUACAGACAAAUGUCAAAAGAGAACUUUCAGGUUUAUUUCUUUCUGUGCUGAAAGCAUUUAGCUUGUCAAAUAGCAGUGAAAAUGAGUUAGCUAAACUGAUGAACUUUUGCCCGACUUUCUUGUUUGAUAUUCUUCUUGUUCUUACGAAUAAACUAUUGUUUUAAAAC
Messenger RNA from Xiphophorus hellerii (green swordtail), 1805 nucleotides. RefSeq names its product heparan sulfate (glucosamine) 3-O-sulfotransferase 1-like1 (gene hs3st1l1). The record is from RefSeq and is a predicted model, not a curated record. NCBI's taxonomy places the organism in Eukaryota, Metazoa, Chordata, Actinopteri, Cyprinodontiformes, Poeciliidae. Bases 522 to 1463 code for a protein of 313 amino acids. Gene Ontology annotation, molecular function: [heparan sulfate]-glucosamine 3-sulfotransferase activity. The transcript is spliced from 2 exons.